GAAACAAAGAGAGGCUCAGUUGAAUCUUUUAAAUUCUGCUGUAUGCAACGUUAUCGUUAUAUUAACGGUAUAAACAUUUCGAUACAGAAAUAACGAUCUUUCAUUUAGAAUGUGAGAUGCAGCGUAGAAAAGUUCACUCUCGUAAAAUAACUGUGCUAUUAGUUGAGUGAACUAUUAAAAAUAUUUUUGUUUUCCUAAAUGAGGAAAUGGAAAAGGAAAUGUAGCAGGAUGAUCAGAAUAUAAUUGAAUAUACCGAAUAAAUUUUAAUAAAAACGAGCAGUGAGAAAAAAUGGAGAAAAGACACGGCUGUCAAUGGAAUUCUUAUACAGCUGUGCUAGUAUCAUUUUUUCUGCUAUUCCAAAUUGUAUAUAAAGCUGUAGCAUUUAGCGAAAGCAAUGGGUUUCCGACAGUUGUGUCAACCACUCAAACAUAUGAAGAUUUGUCAGCAACAACGGCGGAAUAUUAUUAUUAUGAUUACUAUCAAUAUCAAUACGACACUGACAUUUUCAAAGUAGGAUCUGACCAUUGCAAGAACAAGUCUAACUGUACAGAAUUGUUGACAUUUCCGGACAAGCUCUGUCAUUGUGAUAAACUUUGUGGACUAUUGAAUGAUUGUUGCGGAAAUUAUGGUUAUAUAUCAACAUUACAUUUGACAAAAGAUCAAUUCGAAUGUGUACCUUCAUACGAAAUUGUGAAAAAUAGAGAAUAUGGAAUAACCAUGGUAACUAAAUGUUCACCGGGAUGGGAUCAUAAUAUAACGAAAACACUUUGCGAAGAUAGGGCGGAAACAAACGAUAAAUUGCUAAGACUACCAGUUUCUGAUAAAACAGAAUUUCAGGUAAUGUUUAAAAACAUGUAUUGUGCACAGUGCAAUUUCGUCAAUGAUUUUUACUACUGGAAACAAGAAAUUUUGUGCAAGAAUGAUAUUGGCGUACGCGGCCUACAGGAAAUGAAAGAUUGUAUUUUGUUUUUUAUUAGACCACAGCCGGAUGUAUCAUACAGAACGUGUCUGAUAUCGCAGUCUAUUAUAUCUACAUGCGAUAUUGCGACAGAAAUUACUUAUGAUGAAUUAAGUCAUAAAUGUUCGGAUGGAGUAUACGCUAUUACUUAUGAUGAAUCUGGAAAGAUGUACCGAAACAAAUACUGUGCAAUGUGCAGUGGUGUUUCUUCUGAGUCAAUGUUUUGUGAACAGUUGUAUGGCAUACCUGUUUCUUCAAACAAAACAGUAGACGAAAGACGACUUACUUACAGUCUUAGGCUUGUUGUAGAUAUCAAUACCGGUAUUGUAUCUCGCAACAAGGAAGGUGAGAAAAUGAUACAAUGCAAAGAAAAUGAAAUGUACGACGGUUUCUCUCAGAAAUGUAGAGAAAUCUACUGUGCGCCACCACUCGCUGCUACAAAUGGUGUUUGCAAAAGUACAGUUCCAAACCUAGCUGCAGCACUGGAUGUUGAAUAUAAUCCAAUUCUUUCUCAUGAAAAUUGUACAUUAACUAAAGUGGACCCAUCUGAGUAUGAAAUUAGAAACAAUUCGAUCACAAACAGUUUCGGAUUAUUUUUAUUUUCCCACCGGAAAAUUUAUUCUAUGGACCAGUUGCACUGGAGUGGAUCAGAUGUCUUUAUAUGUUUAGGGGAAAUUCACAAUUGUUCUGAAGAUUGCAAAAGAAGCGAGUUUGUAUUCCAUUCUGAUGCCGUUGAAAGUUAUCUCACUCUGGUUGGACUUGUCGUGUCAAUAUUAUCAUUAACAAUUACUUUAGUGGUUUAUAUAGCAUUUCCACAGCUGCUUAACACACCUGGAAAGAUUUUAGUGAGUCUAAUUGUUUCUCUUCUUCUGGCACAAAUUUUCUUCCUAUCUGCCUCUAACGUUGAACAUCUGCCAAAGCUAUGUGUCACAGUAGGUGUGCUUGUCCAUUACUUCUUCCUUGCUGCGUUCUGCUGGAUGAAUGUCAUUGCAUUUGACCUUUGGAUGACCUUUUCCAACAGAUUUAUGACGCCAGGAUCUGACAGAAAAGGGCGAACGAGAUUUUUCAUGUACUCACUAUAUGCUUGGCUUCUACCAGUUGUAAUAGUCUGUACAGCUGUAAUUUUAGAUUUUGUGAAUUCUGAUGUGCAGUUUUACAAUUUGAAACCAGGAUAUGGAAAUGGAGUUUGUUGGAUUUCUUCAAGGAAUGCUCUUAUUCUCUUUUUUGCUGGUCCACUCGCUGUUUUUAAGAUCUUUGACAUAAUUUCUUUUAUUUCAACGGCGGUUCACAUUGCUCGUGCAAAGAAACAAGGAGCAAUGGCGACAAGGAAGAAAAACACAUGUUCGUUCAUAGUCAAUAUUAAGUUAUCCCUAAUAAUGGGUCUCACAUGGGCGUUUGCUUUUGUGGCCAAUGCUACGAAUGAGACUAGUAUAUGGUAUAUGUUUAUUAUUUUUAAUUCUCUUCAAGGUUUAUUCAUAGCAAUAUGUUUUCUUCUCACCAAAAAGGUAGGACGUCUUAUCAGUGAUAAAUAUCAGCAGGUCACCACAAAAACCACGUCCGGCACACAAAUCACAUCUUUGGCGUAACUUAAGCACUAAGUGAUACUAAGAGAAAUGUUAUUUGUUUUUAUGAGAGAUAAUUGUUGAAUUGUUGUGUAAGUUCGCCAUGACUGCAAUUUCAAUGUCCAAUGUUUAUAGCAUGUAAGAAACCGCUAUUUUAGACUCAUUAAUUUCGAUAGUUAUUUUCUGGUGAACAAGGACCGCAGCAUCAAACAAUCAGAUUUUUUUGUUUCGCUAAAACAUGUCACAUACAAUUUGUUCCCCUUGAUUCUAAAGAGUGUUCAAACGUUAAAUAUGUGAAUUGAAACGUUUUAGCCCGCCCAGUUUUUACUCAUUUGUUUUUAAUUUAUGAACAUUUUACUUUCUAUCAGCUAUUUCUGAACCCGGGGGCCUCCGUGGCUGAGUGGUUAAGGUCGCUGACUUCAAAUCACUUGCCCCUCAUCGAUGUGGGUUCGAGCCUCACUCGUGGCGUUGAAUUCUUCAUGUGAGGAAGCCAUCCAGCUGGCUUACGGAAGGUCGGUGGUUCUACCCAGAUGCCCGCUCGUGAUGAAAUAAUGCACGGAGGGGCACCUGGGGUCUUCCUCCACCAUCAAAGCUGGAAAGUCGCCGUAUGACCUAAAAUGUGUCGGUGCGACGUUAAACCCAACAAAAAAAAACAAAAAAAAAAAAUUCUGAACCCAUUCAAAAUGUCGAAAAAAUGAAAUAUUGAUGGGCUAUGAUAUAUGUUCUCCUAAAAUACAUUUUUGGACAUAGAAUAAAUGAAAAUGUCGCUACCUUCUACGAAGCCUGGGGACAUAAGGAAUGAUAGAAAACUAUUAUUUGGUCUUUGACAAAUUAGGAAGAAAUUUUCGAAAGUCCGCUUUUGCUACACAGCAAACAAAGUGUAUGUAAGGUUUUUUACUUUCAGUAAGCUUCAUAUUCCUUCAUAUUAUGUCACAUGAAAGCAAAUACUGAUUUGUAUAGUAAUAUUUCAGAAUCAAUAGUUAAAAUGUUUUAUAUUCCCAUUUGUAUAUUUCACCAUUGGUAUUUGUCAAAGGAUAAUCAUUUAAAAAACACACAUACAUUUAUAUCUUUUAGUUCAUGUUCUUUUAGUACAGUUAUUGUUAGUUUACGUACGCUUGUAGAUUUUUUUACAAAUUUCAUGAAUGACCUUUUUUCUGACAAAAGCAGCCGUUUUUUACUGUUUUCAUUUAUUAAUUUCUGUAACAAAUAUUUUGCACGAGAGAAGUGUAAAUUACCUGAUACAGAAACGUUCAACUGUUCAAACUAUUAGAGCAUGAAAUGUUCAAGAUUUUUGAAAUUUUGCCAGGCUGUGUACUUUCAAUAAUUUCAUUUUUUAUUUGACACCAGUCGUGAGGUUUCAUUAUCAAUAUUUUGUUUUUCUUGUUAUCGAUAGUAAAAGAUCUUUGCAUUUAGUAAAAGAUCUUUGCACUUAGUAAAAGAUCAACAAAGAUUCUACCGGAAAAAUAUACCUUGAACGUGUAUUUAUCGUACAUUCAUAUAUAAAACUUACUCUGAAAUUGUAUGAUGAAAGAGAGAUAAUAAUACAGGUUUUAAUGUUUCUUUUUGAACUGAUAUGCAUUAAACUGGUGAUUUAUCCGACUAAAUAAUGUUUCUACGUUA
Mercenaria mercenaria is the source of this 4141-nucleotide messenger RNA. RefSeq lists its product as uncharacterized. NCBI's taxonomy places the organism in Eukaryota, Metazoa, Mollusca, Bivalvia, Venerida, Veneridae. The record is from RefSeq and is a predicted model, not a curated record. The coding region runs from base 290 to 2545 and encodes 751 amino acids. Gene Ontology annotation, cellular component: membrane. The transcript has a single exon. Gene Ontology annotation, molecular function: G protein-coupled receptor activity. Gene Ontology annotation, biological process: G protein-coupled receptor signaling pathway; cell surface receptor signaling pathway.